This is a messenger RNA of Trichoplax adhaerens, 339 nucleotides long. RefSeq lists its product as uncharacterized. The record is from RefSeq and is a predicted model, not a curated record. Lineage: Eukaryota; Metazoa; Placozoa; Uniplacotomia; Trichoplacea; Trichoplacidae. The transcript is spliced from 2 exons. Gene Ontology annotation, cellular component: membrane. The coding region runs from base 1 to 339 and encodes 112 amino acids.
AUGAUCGCUCGCAAAUAUUAUUCAGUCUUAAAUUCUGGCCGAGUUGCAAUUUAUCAUCGCGAACAAUGGGGAACAAUAUGCUUAAAUAAUAAAACAUCAUUAGUGGCUUCUGUAAUUUGCCGUCAAGCUAAUGAAAGCGAAUUUGGCACGGUUGCAAUGUCUGAUAAUCCAGGACGAGGACAAAUAUGGACAUCUACACGGUAUUUCAAUUGCAAUCCAAAAGCAAGUAAUCUUGGCCAAUGCCACAUUCUAUCAUGGGGCAAGAAUGAAUGUACUCAUUCGGAAGAUUUAUGGAUAACUUGUUCACGGCCUUCACUUAUGGGUAGGAUAUCAUGCUAA